AAAACAAGUUUGACUCCGCCCCCACAGAGGUGUUGUCAACUGAGUGAGCUCCAGGGGUCAUUUCAACAAGGUGAUACAGGACUGAAUGAGGCACUUCCCCAAAUGAUGGAAUGGGGCCAGUUGUUACAAGGACAACAGGUCGCUGUCACCUGGUUCACAGAGACCCAGCUCCAGUCUGUGAUUGGGAAUGGUAUAGUCCCGGAAUGGUUUCAUGGGAUCAUUUCCAGGAAGACUGCGGAGGAGCUGCUAAUGUCCAAGCCUCCUGGGUACUUCCUCAUCAGAGUCAGUGAGAGCAGGAUCGGUUACACUCGUUCAUAUCGUGCUGAGGACCUCUGCAGGCAUUUCAUGAUUGAUGCAUUGGAGGACGGCCAUUACCUUAUAGUAGGGGAGAACAGGCGUCACCGGUUUCUGCAGGACCUGGUCGACUUUCAUCGUAGGACUCCCAUCAUGCCUUUCAGUGAGGUGCUGACUGUCGCUUGUGGACAGUCUUCAAAUGACAACGCUGACAAUGCAGAACUCCUGUUGCCCCAAAGACAUUCGAACACCAGUUUGCUACAAAACAACCUGCAGUCCAACAUGAGUUGUCCAGUGUCACACACAGAUACCCUGCCUGCCCUUCCUUUUCGCCCUUGUAACCUGACAAACUCUGCAGUCCUGUCUCCAAGCAGCCAACCAAACAGACUUUAUCCAUGUUUGGAAAAUGAACUUCCACACGUCACCUCCCCACUUACUACCAUGCCUGUGCCAGUGACCGGGAAGAGUUAUUCACCUGACAGCACUUCAGCCAACCAGCCUCCUGAAGCCCCUUCUCAUAGUGUGCUUGUGAAGAACAACCAGGUUUGUAUCAGAACAGACUCUGCGUCUACAAGUUCUUUCGCACAAACCACCGCUGAACACCCACUUGGUGUCAACAUUCACCCCGUAAAGAACCGGGAGGCAAAGCCGUCAGUCGUCACCAACCUGAAGAACCUCAAGAAGAAAUUCCAGAAGAAGAGAAGUGUAUCUCAGAGAGAUGCGGAGAUUAAUAUGGAGACAACUGAUAGAAGAGGAAGUGCUGAGAGUGAGUACUUGGAGAUCACAGGGGAGCAGACCUGUGAUGGUGCACCAUUUUCCUACACUUGCACUGAUGUGAUGCUAACACAUGGAGCGUUACCUCAAGAGUACAGGCCACCUCCUCCUUUUGCCCCAGGAUACUAAAACACAACUGCUCCCUUAAUGUGACUUCCCAAUUGGCGACCUCAUGGUGUCAGCAAGACUCCAGGAAGUUACUGGUCACAGCCUAGACAUAGGCUGUGUGUGAGGGUGCACUCAAACGUUCCACUAUGAAAUAUAAAAAGUAGUGUACAUGCCAUGUACAUUAAUUUCUGCUAACAAUCUCACAAUGCAGCCCUCUGUGUUUUAUCUUGUGGAAAAUUACCAUUGCAGCUGCUAGUGAUGAGAAUCUGAAAUCUCAGUUUACUGUUCACUAUUGAGUGAACUGCUUAGUGUACAUUAUAUAGGUAAUAGUAAAUGUCAGUGAGGGAGCGAUAUCAGACACACGCACACAGUCUGGCAUUAGUGGUGCUGGUAGGCAAAUUUGUUACUUGAACACUGUUUGAUGCUACACAUAAAUUAAAGUAGAGUUAAGAGUGUAAAACUAUAAAAUAUAUUAAACUGCUGUCUUCAUGUGACUAAUUAGUUUCAGGGAUGUGCAAAUGAUUUUUAAAAAUGUAUUUGGUGGCAAACUGAUACAUAUUACAUAAGUAUUGCAACAAAAAUAAGCAUGUAGCAAAUUUGCUGCCCCCUUCUUGGACUUUUAAAUUGCAGUUAUACAUUUGUACAUGCCUCUAGUAAUAGAAUAAAGUAUGAAGAGGCAGCAGGAGGAAGUUUUCUGCAGCAUAUGUAAAGAAGAAAUGAUGUCAUCUGCUUUGAAUAUAGAGAGACAAAGGCCUAUAUUGUAGCAUCAAAUGCAGAUCUGAUAUUAGCAAUAGGGAAGCUAGAGAAGAGAGCAAAUACACAUACUGGUCUAACUUGUUUUACAGGUAGAAACUUGCAUGUGAGUCAAAUUCAGUGGGUAUUUCCCCAAACACAUCAUUUUGCUGUUGGUGUAUACUAAAAUAAGGUAAUUUAGCAAUUUUAUUAUAUAUGGCUGUGCUAAUAAAGCACUUAAAAAUGUUUAAAGCUGUUAUGUUUUGCAGUCCUUUGUUUCCUAGCAGAAUAAAAUGUUUUCCUGUCAAAAUGAACAUGUCUGCAGUCUACUGUACAUUGAGUGAUGAUAUUUACCUCUACUGGGCAUACACCAUUCAUAUUUCCUGUUUCUGCUUUACUGACAGUAUGUGUGGUUCCCCUUUCCUCCCUUACUUCACUUCUCGCUCUGAACUUUGCAUACUCUGGCUUCUGUGAUGUUCUGAUAACACAAAGGUCUGGAGUGCAUGCUGCUGCAGUGUGUGGUGACGUGGGCUUGCAGCCUGCCAGGGGACUGUAAUACAUGGAUAUACCAUUCUAUUCAAGUCUUUACUACUACUGGAAAUGUUCACAGUAAAGAGCUAGAACUAUUUAAAGCCUUUAUGAACCCUUGCUUGUUUUAUUUGAUGUUGAAGUUUGUUUUCAUUCAUUCAUGAUUUCAUGUAUUCAUUUCACAUAUUAACUG
Molecule: messenger RNA, 2629 nt
Organism: Monopterus albus (swamp eel)
Lineage: Eukaryota; Metazoa; Chordata; Actinopteri; Synbranchiformes; Synbranchidae
Gene: hsh2d
Product: hematopoietic SH2 domain containing
Exons: 6
Coding region: 103-1197 (364 amino acids)
Cellular component (GO): cytoplasm
Source: RefSeq, a predicted model, not a curated record